Synchiropus splendidus (mandarinfish) is the source of this 3622-nucleotide messenger RNA. It is a transcript of the gene crtac1b, whose product is annotated as cartilage acidic protein 1b. NCBI's taxonomy places the organism in Eukaryota, Metazoa, Chordata, Actinopteri, Syngnathiformes, Callionymidae. The transcript is spliced from 15 exons. Gene Ontology annotation, molecular function: calcium ion binding. Gene Ontology annotation, biological process: axonal fasciculation. The record is from RefSeq and is a predicted model, not a curated record. Bases 148 to 2043 code for a protein of 631 amino acids.
GUUGUGUAAAGGGGAAUAAGUCGUGGGAAAACCCUUGAGAUAACCGCGGAAUCCAUCGCGCAAUUACCCGCCGACAGCAGCUCUCUGGACGGCCUCUGCGGUCGUCAGUGGUGGGGGAUCCAGACGGAGCGCGCGGUGUCUGUUACAAUGUUGUGGUUCGUUCUGCUCCUGUCCUCGCUUUCCUGGGCCCAGAGAUCCGAACCCAUGUUCUCAGCAAUAACCCGGGCUGUUCUUCCCCCUGACUACGACAACAACCCCACCCAGCUCAACUACGGAGUGGCUGUGACUGAUGUGGAUGGAGACGGAGACCUGGAAAUGUUUGUGGCAGGCUACAACGGCCCAAAUCUGGUGCUGAAGUACGACAGGCACAAGAGAAGACUUGUCAACAUCGCUGUCGACAACAGAAGCUCCCCAUUCUACGCUUUGAGAGACCGUCAAGGCAACGCCAUCGGGGUGACGGCGUGCGACAUUGACGGCGAUGGCCGAGAGGAGAUUUACGUGCUUAACACGAACAACGCUUUUUCUGGACGGGCGACGUAUUCCGACAAACUGUUUAAGUUCCGUAAUGGACGCUUUGAAGAUCUCCUCAACGAUGACAUUAAUGAGCACAGAGACGUAGCCAACCGUAUGGCUGGGCGCUCAGUGGCCUGCGUGGACAGAAAGGGAACCGGCAGAUAUUCCAUCUACAUUGCCAACUACGCCAGCGGUAACGUGGGUCCGCAUGCGCUCAUCGAGAUGGACGAGGACGCGAGUGAUCUGUCCCAGGGAGUGGUCGCCCUCUCCAACGUGGCUGAGCAGGCCGGCGUAAACAAGUUCACCGGAGGACGAGGCGUUGUGGUCGGACCAAUCGUCAGUAAGACUUUCUCCGACGUGUUCUGUGACAACGAAUAUGGACCCAAUUUCUUGUUCAAGAACAACGGCGACGGAACCUUUACUGAUGUUGCGCAGCAAGCAGGAAUAGAGGACCCCAUGCAGCACGGCAGAGGAGUAGCUCUCGGGGACUUCAACAGAGACGGCAAGACGGACAUUGUGUACGGCAACUGGAAUGGACCUCACCGUCUCUACAUGCAGCUGAACAACCGCAAGCACAAGUUUAAGGACAUCGCGUCCCAGAAGUUCUCCAUGCCGUCUCCAGUGCGCACCGUCAUCGCAGCGGACUUUGACAACGACAACGAGCUGGAGGUCUUCUUCAACAACAUCGCCUACAGGGGUCCUUCUGCCAACAGACUCUUCAGAGUAAGCAGAAGAGAACACGGGGACCCCCAGAUCGAGGAGCUGAAUAUCGGCGAGGCCUCUGAACCAGAAGGACGUGGAACUGGAGCGGUGGCGACAGAUUUCGACGGUGACGGGCGCCUGGAGCUGCUGGUGUCUCACGGAGAAAGUGCAGCGCAGCCGCUCUCCGUCUACAAAGUCAACCAGGGCGCCACCAACUCCUGGCUGCGUGUCAUCCCUCGCACCAGGUUCGGAGCUUUCGCCAGAGGGGCCAAGGUGGUGGUGUACACCAAGAGAAGUGGACCGCACACGCGGAUCAUUGACGGAGGCUCCGGAUACCUGUGUGAGAUGGAACCUGUGGCGCACUUUGGCCUCGGCAAAGACAUGGCCACCAACGUAGAGGUGUACUGGCCGGAUGGGCGCUCGGUGGCUCGGCCGCUGGAGCCCUCGGAAAUAAACUCCGUGCUGGAGAUCCAUUACCCCAGAGAUGAAGAGGAGGUCACCACUCCUGUGGAGAUCGAGUGCGGUCACGGGUUUGCCCUGAACGAAUAUGGCCGCUGCACAGAUAAGGAUGAGUGUACCCAGUUCCCCUCUGUGUGCCCCCCUGACCGCCCCAUCUGCACCAACACCUACGGCAGCUUCAAGUGUCGCGCCAAGCGGAGAUGCAACCAGGGCUUCGAGCCCAACGACGACGGCUCGGCCUGUGUGGCCCAGGUUGCCUACUUUGGUGGAGCACAUUCCUCUGGAGAACACAGACAAUCCCGCCUCCCCUUCUGGCUGAUAUCCAUCUCCACGCUUAUCUCCCCUCAUCUCCAGCGCGGAGCUCUGUAGCCCUCCUCCCCCAGCCGUCUCCUGCUCCCUGCACUACUGUACAGACUCUCCAGGGCACCUCCCUGCUCAUGUUUUCAUCUCACUCAGCGUGAUGGAUCUGUGGUACCAGUCAUGUCCAGUAGACCCCCCCACCCCCUUCCUCUCCCCUCGCUGCUGCUGCUGCUGUGUGUCACCUCUGGUCUCCCGGCCCCUUCUGAACACUAAGAGACUCACAGGGCGCAUGAUGCUGGGAGAGAUGAGGAGCAGAACUGUGUGACGUCCUCACAUCAUCACCUGGCACUUAUCUCACUGAACUGAAGCCAAGUCAAUAAGCGGAGCGGCUCACAUCGACCCACCUCACACAUCCAUCAGAGACUCGCUGAGGUCACAUCUGCACUUCCACCGAGCUGCGACGUAAAUCCUCGCCGCUCUCUUUCUCACCGCGGAGGGACGUGGAGAAGGAGCAGGUCUUUAGCUUUCAUCAGCGCGAGCGAAUGACUGCACCCAGGGAGGUGUGGAGGAGCAUAUGAGCAGCCAUCUGUCUCCGAGUUUUGGAGAGGUUUCACUACGUUUUCCAUUGGAUUCUUUCUUCAUAUGUAGAGUGUGACGACGCACACAAAGCACCAAAGUUGUGAGGACGAUGCGGCGGCAUUGCCGAUCUGGGACCCCAAAAAAAGUACUGCAUGUGUGUUUCAAGAAACUUUUCCUUCAAAUUCAAAUAGAAUGCAGCAAAAAAAGAAGAGAGAAAUGACACUGACACUGGAGGUGUGUUCGGGGGGGAACCGGGGAUGAAAAGCUUAUUGGACACAGGGUCGGUGCAAGAGUGAGGGAAGAGAUGAUGCUUGUGUGAGUUCAAGAUUUGAAAUGAUAUUUAUUUAUUUAUAUGUAUAAUAAGAAAAUAGAUCAAAGUACACAAAUUUAAAAGCAAAAACAAUCAGAGCACAAAGCAACAUGCAAACUAAAUCCAGUCCCAGAUACAGGAAAUAGCCACAGAUGACGAAUGAAUGUGUGUUGAGUGAGGCGGCGUGUCAAAGGUCAGGCCCGUGGCCUGCAUCCCACCCUCGCUAUUAUCAUGUGAGGUAACGCCUUAGAGACUAAUUCAUUUCCCCAUAAUGAACUGCAACAGCUGACUAACUUAAUUCAAGCUAAAUUGUUUUGGGCCCUCCAACAUGUUGUCAACCCGCCAUCUGACGCAUCUUUCUCUCCGAGUCACCGAGCAUACGCCCUUUAUUGGCUCAAUGUGGAAGCCACAAAGACUUGAACAUUUUUACACCUCGACAGAAAGCGGACGGACAACAGCCACAGACCGCUCCAUCCCCUCUGCUCACGGCUCGACUGUCGAAAGGUAUCUGAUGUGUUCGCUUGCCACGACGCAAGUUCAAGGAAGAAAGACAGAGUCGUUUAUAAAAUGUUCCUAUGAAAUAAAAUAAAUGAACGUGACCUUUUCAGCAUGACAGCAAAUGAUUCCUCUGUCUGCUGUGGGACGUUUUGGUGUUUUUGUCGACUUGAAGUUCAACCCGGGAGUGGAACUUCUGCAGCUACAGACUCGCUCAGAGGUCCGUGGCGUCACUUACAGAAUUAGCAAGAUGGAAUGCCUUAC